Molecule: messenger RNA, 273 nt
Organism: Staurois parvus
Lineage: Eukaryota; Metazoa; Chordata; Amphibia; Anura; Ranidae
Source: the annotation of a GenBank genome assembly
AAUUCCUGUUUAAAGAGUAGGUGUGCAAACACAAUCUGUGAGUCUCAACGGACAGACUUGAGCAAAUAGUUCAAGUCCUCAGUUUGUUUAUAUUGUAUGUUGGACCAGGGGCGGACUGACAACUCUGACCAUUCAAGCACUGCCCGAGGGCCCGGGGUCAGUAGGGGGCCCCAUGAAAUGCCCCUGGUACCUUUUAUAGGCUUUUUUGGGUGUGCUUUGAGUGUGGGCAAGGACACAGGGGCCCCAUGAUCCCCUAUUGCCCGGGGGCCCCAU